AUGGGUCUUGUGGGUCAUACGGGUCUUGUGGGUCCUGUGGGCCAUACGGGUCUUGUAGGUCAUACGGGUCUUGUGGGUCCUGUGGGCCAUACGGGUCUUGUGGGUCAUACGGGUCUUGUGGGUCAUACGGGUCUUGUGGGUCAUACGGGUCUUGUGGGUCUUGUGGGCCAUACGGGUCUUGUGGGUCAUACGGGUCUUGUGGGUCUUACGAGUCUUGUGAGUCUUCCAGGUCUUGCGGGUCUCGUGGGUCCUGUGAGUCUUCCGGAUCUUGUGAGCCUUGCGGGUCUUCCGGGCCUUGUAGGUCUUGUGGGUCUUGCGGGUCUUACGAGUCUUGUGGGUCUUACGGGCCCUGUGGGUCUUACGGGUCCUGUGGGUCUUACGGGUCCUGUGGGUCUUACGGGUCUUGUGGGUCCUGUGGGCCAUACGGGUCUUGUGGGUCAUACGGGUCUUGUGGGUCUUGUGGGUCUUACGGGUCUUGUGAGUCAUACGGGCCUUGUGGGUCUUAUGAGUCAUGUGGGUCUUACGAGCCUUGUGGGUCUUACGGGUCUUGUGGGUCUUACGGGUCCUGUGGGUCUUACGGGUUUUGUGGGUCUUACGCGUCUUGUGGGCCUUAUGGGUCUUGUGAGUCUUACGGGUCUUGUGGGUCAUACGGGUCUUGUGGAUCAUACGGGUCUUGUGGGUCUUACGAGUCUUGUGGGUCUUACGGGUCUUGUGCGUCUUAAGGGUCUUACGGGUCUUACGGGUCUUGUGGGUCUUGUGGGUCUUACGGGUCCUGUGGAUCUUACGGGUCUUGUGGGUCUUACGGAUCUUACGGCUCUUCUGGAUCUUACGCGUCUUGUGGGCUUUAUGGGUCUUGUGAGUCUUACGGGUCUUGUGGGUCAUACGGGUCUUGUGGGUCAUACGGGUUUUGUGGGUCUUACGAGUCUUGUGGGUCUUACGGGUCUUACGGGUCUUACGGGUCUUACGGGUCUUACAGGUCUUACGGGCCUUACGGGUCUUGUGGGUCUUGUGGGUCUUGUGGGUCUUGUGGGUCUUGUGGAUCUUGUGGGUCUUGUGGGUCUUGCGGAUCUUGUGAGUAUGAC
Rotaria sordida is the source of this 1082-nucleotide messenger RNA. The record is from the annotation of a GenBank genome assembly. NCBI's taxonomy places the organism in Eukaryota, Metazoa, Rotifera, Eurotatoria, Philodinida, Philodinidae.